CAAACAUGAGCUUCAUCUCAUAAUAACGGACCUCCAUUUCAUCGAUGCUAAACUCGUGAAUAUCAUCUAAUCCGAGCCGUUUUUGUUCGUUUCAAAGUUCAAGGAUAGAUAGCAAAAUGAAUGUGUCUUUCAACAAAAAUACGAUUGGUCAUUCAGAUCACGUAUGGCCCUUUCAAUCAGUGAAGACUUCACCUAUCACUACGAAUACCGAAGCGACACCUAAAGUUCCUUCCAAUAGAAAGAAACGAGUGGCAUGGUCGAAGAAGGUAAGUGCAAUUACAUUGUGAACUUCCACUCCUGGAAUCCAAGAACUACUACUUUUUUCACACUGGAUCGUAUGUUCUCAACCAUUCGAAUUGUCUCCUUGUUAUGACGAUCUACCGGUACCGUUUGGCUUUUCUCUGUCGAAGGAGGAUGAGUUUCUCAUGGCGUCGGUGAAAAGAUUCGGAGGCGGCGAUGUAAAAUGGCCCCAAAUUGCCGUUCAAAUAAACAAGGCUUUUCAUGUCACUAGAAACGGCAAACAGUGUCGAGAACGUUGGCUUAAUCAUUUGCGUCCAAAUAUCAAAAAAGGCAAGUGGACAGGACAUGAGGAGGGGAUGAUCGAAUACUUUUACAACAAUUUCGGCCCAAAGUAAGUAAUGAUUGCAUCAUUUGAAGCUGUGAUCAGUAUACUUCACAGUGUUCCUCUGCAGAAUCAGUGGGAAAGAACUAACCAAACGUAAUACCACCUGUUUUUCUACAGGUGGUCCACUAUGUCGAAGCUAAUGAAGAAUCGGACCGAUAAUGACAUUAAAAACAAAUGGAAUUCAAUGAAGCGGGCACGUGAAAGAAAGAAGGCUGAAGUCAGUAGCGCUAUCAUGACUGAUAAUGAUGAGGCUUCUAGACGAAUCGUGAUGCGUGAAAUUCGUACUAAUACACAAUCGAAGAUUGGAAAAAUGCCUCCGAAAUCAUUGGAAAGAGCUCUUACGUCAGAAAAUAUAAACGGUGGUGAUCGCACUGAAAAUUUACCUGUUCUCGCAGACUGUGUGAACGAGGUGUUCGAAAUCUGAUGUAGAUGAAAGAGCAACCGUUUGCAUGAUUCAACUUUCGUCAAAAUCGACCUAAGAAUCUUCGGAAGUACAUAUUCAUGUAUAAAGAAUCGAACUGCAAAUAAUCAUGGAAGUAAAUA
Molecule: messenger RNA, 1168 nt
Organism: Pseudo-nitzschia multistriata
Lineage: Eukaryota; Bacillariophyta; Bacillariophyceae; Bacillariales; Bacillariaceae
Source: the annotation of a GenBank genome assembly